GGUCGCACCGCAGGGGAGCUCCCCUCGCGAGGGGCGCGUCGUGACCAAAACUGUCGGCAGGCACGGCCAAGCAGGCGUCCGGACUCGGGGUCGUGUGAGGUGCCUGCGGCUGAGCUGAGGCGUGGAGAGAAAGUCUGUGGUUCAGUCGCGAUAGAAAGUUUUAACACCGUUAUGUGUCGGGUCCUACUCGUUUUUUAAUUCUCAGAGGCAGGUGAUGGAGACGUAAGUUUCUGGCUGUCUCCACGCAUCGCUUUUAUUUUAAAUGCUUCUCUGUGAAGAAGUUUAGGUAUGAGCAUGCCCUUGAUCAGUUUUCAUUUGACACUAACUUGUACAGACCUGGCUGCCUUGAGCACUGCCUUAGGCUACCUGGCUAGUCUGUUGUCUUUUCCUACUGCAGUCACCUAUUUCCCUUGUAGGCAAGUAAUAGCUAUAAAGGCUCUGCAGCAGUCUUCUUACGAUUCAUAGUGUGAGCCUCAUAGUCUGUAAUGGUGCUCCUCAGCUCUCCGUGGGGGUGUGUAAAAGAAGGAUAUAAAUUGUAAAUUUUGCUUUAAACGGUGGGACUGUACUCUCAAUUUUGUGGACCACCUGUGUGAGUACACAAUACAUUUUCCAUUUCUACGUGGCUCCUCAGGUUGGUUCUCUAUCUGUUAUUCACAUCAGACCUGGGAUUGCUUUUGAGAGGCAGAAAUAAUGUAUGGUUGUUCUUACGUUCAUAGCUGUAAUUGUAAGCAAAGGACAAAUAACUGGAUUUUGAGCAUCAAGCCAAUGUGAUGGGACCAAGCAAGCCAACGAUGUCUGAUGCUACAUUUGCAUUUGCUACUCAGCUAUACAGGAAUGAAGCAAAGGCUUUACAAACACAGCUCCAGUUUAAUAGAAAUGUUCCUGCACUUCCAGAGAACUUGGCUCUCAGAUUCUCUAACCCCCCUCCAAUUAUAAUAGAAAAACUGAAGGCAUCCAAUGAUCAGAGAAAUCUAGCUGGAAGUGAGGACCCCAGCAUAAGAAGCUCUGGCAUGUUUUCAGCGGUAUCUGAAGAGAGACUAAAAUUGGCUAUUCAGCUAGCCAAAAGGGACAUAAAGCGAAGACAUCUUGAAGAGCAAGUGAAACAGCAAGUGUUUGGAGAUGCUGUCAAUAAGCCGUUGUUGGCCCAGAAGCCACAACAGCAGAAGACUGAGGUAUUUGAAAGUCCAGAAAAUAAGAAUGCACUGAAGUCUCAAACUUGCUUGAAUUAUCAGCAGAAACUCAGUCAGCCUUCCAAAGUGGAGACUACCACCUCUGGCGCUAAAGUUUAUCUCUACACACCAAAUAAGGGAAAGCUAAUACCAGCUGUUUUGGACUCUCCACCCACCCAUGACACAGGACUGGACCCCAAGCCAAAUGUAAACAAAAAAGAAGAUAAAAAUGUGCAGGAAGUCCUACGGCUGCAAAAAGAAUUGAGGAGCUAUGUCCAGAAAAUUGAAGAACUGACUAAAAAAGGGAGAGAGAGAGAAAUUUUAGGUCCUGAUGAAGAGCAACGACUUUGCACUAGGAGACAGAAACAAGCUGCACGGUCAGCUCGGAUGCUGUAUGUACUCCAGCAACAGGUAAAAGAAAUUCAGGAUGAUUUAGAGAAACUGAGUCCUCAUAAAAUCAAACAUACCAAAAAGUCUCGAGCAGUAUCCAGAUUGGCAGCAGCACACAGAGGAGCUGUACGAGCCUUGCAGGCAUUUGCCAAUCAGUUUACAGAUCAAACAGAGCAGCAGAUUCCUACCCACUACAAGGAACUGGGCAGUCUCAUUCGACAACUGUCUCUCUGUUCUGCCAAACUAGAAUUGGAUUCUUCCAUUUCUGACGUUAUCAUAGACAUUUUGCUGCAAGUUGAGGAUCUGGAUUCACUGCUGGAAAAGAAACAAACACCCAAAAAAGUGAAGAAAUGUAUUUCAGCAUCUCAGGGCAAAUCUCCAAGGAACACUGAGACAUUUCCAGCCAGAAAGCAGCUUACAUCUCCAAAAGGAGAAAACAAACUUCUUGUCUUAAAGGGACAGCAUGGACAAGAACCUAGAAAACCUCCAGCUGCCAGGAGUCUCUCAACUACAGUUCAGAAGGCAAACAGUUGUGCUCGUAUACUGCACAAUAAAUUCCGAGAAGAAAAUGACCCACCUGUGCCAGAGAGAAAUGCCACUUUACAAGGAAACACAGAUGCAUUGAUGAGAGCUAGAGCUGUAAAAAAAGAUCCCAUCCUUGAAAGUGGCCCUUGGAAGAAGAAAGGCAUGUUAUUACCUGCAAAAUCACAGGGAAUGCUGAAAUCUCUAAAAUCAAGACAGGUACAGCCUCAAGGAAAGCAUGCCCAAUUUCAAGAGACAACUAUAGCUUUCCAGCUAAAAGAGAACAAGCGACUUGUUAAGGAGAGCAGAAUACCCUGCGUGCCUCCAAACCCUACACCUCCACCUGUUUCACCUAAGCGACUAGCAUGGCUUGAAGCAGAAACUUCAAGAGUCAAGGUUCUAAGUGACCUUCACAGAGGAGAAAUGAAAAAAAUACAAAAGUUAAGGUCACAAAGUGCUUCUCCAGCGCAGCAUGCAGACAAAGUUGAGAAGGCAGUAUGGGAGCGCUUAGAACCUCCGUUAGACAGGACACAGCAGGUUGCAGCAAAUGCAGAUAUUCUGAGUGAAAAGCUAUUGGAUGAUCUUUUGGAAGAUACUGCUCAGGAACUGUGGAGUAUGGAGCAGCAUGAGAGACUCCAGACCGAGGCUCUGCCUGUGGCUGACACACAUAGUCUGGAUUCAAUGUUGCAAAGAAUGGAAGAAAUUGAAAGAUACCAGGAGGCUGUACGCAGGAGAUUCACCCGGAUUGUGUACAGUGAUUCUGAGUUCUGGGGCCAGGAGGACAAAAUGGAACAACAAAUUGCAUCAAUAGCUAAAAGACCUACAUCUCCUCAUCCAAUUCAGAUAACCAAAUUAAUUGGACGCACAGAGCCAGAAGUGAACAUUUUAUUUGAAAAAGUUUUUGAUGGCAAUGAUGUUGAGGAAAACAAAGAAGCAGAGGAGAAAUUGCAGACUGAAAAUGACAUUCUGCAGCCCUUGACUCGGAAUUCUCUGCAGAAAGAGUUCUGUGUGUGCCUGUCUGUGCCAAAGCAUAUGCUCCAGAGCAUCUUGGAUUAUAACAGCAGAUACAAGCAUCACUUAAAGCUUAUUUCACAUGAGGCAGUAGGCAGUUUCAAUCCAUGGCAGAUCGCUGAGAGUCUUGCAGAGCAACUAACAGAAGAAGCCCUAAGUGAUGUGGCAGCAGAACUGCAGGAUGUUUGUGAGGAUUAUGCAGAAGCUGUGUUCACAUCAGAGUUUUUGCAGCCAGAUCAGUAAAUACUUUCAAAUCUGCCCCAUUAUCAAAUGCAACAUCAGCCUCAGUCCAACAGUGUUAUCAGAUGAUCUCAUUUUUUAUGUUGUUUUAAAAGUCUGUGAGAUUCUGUUCACAAAAUGAAUUGACUCCAUCAAGGAUUCAUCUCAGGUUUUUAUAAAACCAUUAUCAUAAUGUUUUCCUUUUCAGACUUUAUUAUACUGCAUUUAUCAGGCCUUUUUUUUUC
Molecule: messenger RNA, 3556 nt
Organism: Haliaeetus leucocephalus (bald eagle)
Lineage: Eukaryota; Metazoa; Chordata; Aves; Accipitriformes; Accipitridae
Product: KIAA0753 ortholog
Exons: 15
Coding region: 771-3335 (854 amino acids)
Biological process (GO): protein localization to centrosome; centriole replication
Cellular component (GO): centriolar satellite
Source: RefSeq, a predicted model, not a curated record